AAGAAGCCAACUAGCCGGUGAAGCUGGUGAGAAGCUCUGGCGGCUGCGAGUGAACCCGGCGACAAACGCCGUUUGGAUAACCCGAGACACAACACGGCUAACUACUAAAAACGCAGAGACUUUACUAAGAUUCAAAUUAGCCGGUAAUGUUAGCCUGCUGUGUGCGCUGUUUAGCUGCAUGCUAACAAGCAGGGCAGCAGUCAGUGUGUAAAGGCUGCUUAACUAGCUACCUUUCUCUGACCUCCUUCAGUGCUUACCGACAGCUGCUCUGUAGACAACCGUUUCACCCCCAUCCGACGCUUCCAGCAGCAUUUUCAAAGCAGGUUACGCGAACAUUCAGAUGCCCAAAUAAUCAAGUGAGACCUUCAGAAAGUGCUACAGUCUAUGGCCCGCUGUCUACCACAUGGGCCUCCUUUCGCCACUGCCAAUCCGAGAACGAGCUCUGCUGUCACACCGCUAAACCCUCCGGGUGUAUCAUCGCGCCUCGUCACUUGUAGUUCCGCCGUCUUUGUUUUAUCUGUAGCUUAAAACCUGGCCCCGCUAGCUAAACAUGUCACACAAUUUCUCUAAUAAUUAUGAAGUAAAAAUGAUACGCACAAGAUUUCUGUACCCCCCAACAGACCACCAUGAUAAAAAAAUUUAUUUUUUUUUUUCUAAAAACCAUGAAGCUGGUACAUCCUCAAUACAAUUCCCGCUUGUGUGUUCCGACAUGCCGGACUAUUUGGGAGACGACCAAAGGAAGAUUAAAGAAGAGGAGAAGGAUGACUCCCCUAUUAGAGCUUUGGAUGAAGGGGACAUCGCUCUGCUCAAAACAUAUGGUCAGAGUACCUAUUCCAGACAGAUCAAACAAGUGGAAGAUGACAUACAGCAGCUGCUCAAGAAGAUAAAUGAGCUGACGGGCAUCAAGGAGUCUGACACAGGCCUGGCUCCACCCGCUCUCUGGGAUCUAGCUGCUGACAAGCAGACACUGCAGAGCGAGCAGCCGCUGCAGGUAGCAAGAUGCACAAAGAUCAUCAAUGCAGACUCUGAGGAUCCCAAAUACAUCAUCAACGUCAAACAAUUUGCCAAGUUUGUGGUGGACCUGAGUGACCAGGUGGCUCCAACUGACAUCGAGGAGGGCAUGAGAGUGGGGGUUGACAGAAACAAGUAUCAGAUCCACAUUCCUCUGCCUCCGAAAAUCGACCCCACUGUCACCAUGAUGCAGGUGGAAGAGAAGCCUGAUGUGACCUACAGUGAUGUUGGUGGAUGCAAGGAGCAGAUAGAGAAGCUGAGAGAGGUGGUCGAAACUCCGCUGCUCCAUCCUGAGAGGUUUGUCAAUCUGGGAAUCGAGCCUCCUAAAGGUGUGCUGCUAUUCGGGCCCCCCGGUACCGGAAAGACCCUGUGUGCCCGGGCUGUGGCCAACAGAACAGACGCCUGCUUCAUCAGAGUCAUCGGCUCUGAGCUGGUGCAGAAAUACGUGGGAGAGGGAGCCAGGAUGGUGCGUGAGCUCUUUGAGAUGGCCAGGACCAAAAAGGCCUGUCUGAUCUUCUUUGAUGAAAUUGAUGCUAUUGGAGGUGCUCGUUUUGAUGACGGUGCCGGUGGAGACAACGAGGUCCAAAGGACCAUGCUGGAGCUCAUCAAUCAGCUGGAUGGUUUCGACCCUCGAGGCAACAUCAAAGUGCUGAUGGCCACCAACAGGCCGGACACGCUGGACCCGGCCCUGAUGAGGCCCGGACGUCUGGAUAGGAAGAUUGAAUUCAGCCUGCCUGACCUUGAGGGUCGCACCCACAUCUUCAAGAUCCAUGCCCGCUCUAUGAGUGUGGAGAGAGACAUUCGCUUUGAGCUGCUGGCUCGCCUCUGUCCCAACAGCACCGGUGCCGAGAUCCGCAGCGUGUGCACUGAGGCAGGAAUGUUUGCCAUCAGGGCCCGCAGGAAGAUCGCCACAGAGAAAGAUUUCCUGGAAGCCGUUAACAAGGUCAUCAAAUCGUACGCCAAGUUCAGCGCCACCCCCAGAUACAUGACCUACAACUGAGUGUGUGCUUGUGUGUCUGAUUUGGCUUUGUCAAAAGAAACAGUCAAAAGGAUUUUGUUGUUGUUGUUAUUCUUGUUCACUAAAAAAUAAAAGUUAUUCCAGA
Oreochromis aureus is the source of this 2114-nucleotide messenger RNA. It is a transcript of the gene psmc2, whose product is annotated as proteasome 26S subunit, ATPase 2. Gene Ontology annotation, biological process: proteasome-mediated ubiquitin-dependent protein catabolic process. NCBI's taxonomy places the organism in Eukaryota, Metazoa, Chordata, Actinopteri, Cichliformes, Cichlidae. Gene Ontology annotation, molecular function: ATP binding; ATP hydrolysis activity; proteasome-activating activity. The coding region runs from base 551 to 2011 and encodes 486 amino acids. The record is from RefSeq and is a predicted model, not a curated record. The transcript has 13 exons. Gene Ontology annotation, cellular component: proteasome regulatory particle, base subcomplex.